UAUUAGUGCUAAAAAAAUAAAACAAUUACUAAAUUGAUGCAAAAAAUAUAUAUAUGAAGCCUCUUUUUAGUAUCCUCCAUUCUCAAAUAAAUGCAGUAAAUAGAUCCACACAAUUCAUGCACUCAUAUCUGAUUCAAACAUUACAUCUCACCAACAAAAAAAGAUAAGAUAUACUUCCUCCGUUCCAAUUAAAUGGGUAACAAAUGGAGGAGCUUAUUCAAUUUGCAGUGCUGCAGCAGGAGUUGCAGGGAAUGUCUGUGCAUUUGUGUUGUUUGUCUCACCCAUACCAACGUUCAAGAGAAUAAUCAGAAGCCAAUCAACAGAGCAGUUUUCUGGAUCACCUUAUAUGUAUGCUCUCUUGAAUUGCUUAAUAUGUCUUUGGUAUGGCACGCCAAUCGUUUCUCCCGGCAUCAUAUUGGUUUUCUCUGUCAACUUCAUUGGAGCCAUUUUCCAGUUAGUAUAUAUCACUAUCUUCAUUGUAUAUGCAGAGCAAAAGAAAAAGUUAAAAAUGUUGGGAUUGUUGCUAGGCAUUUUUGGUUUGUUUGGAGCUAUAGCUUCUACCAGCUUGUGUGCAUUUGAGCCUCCGGAGCGACAGAUUUUCGUUGGAUAUUUGUCUGUCCUUUCUCUUAUCUCCAUGUUUGCUGCUCCACUAUUUGUCAUUAAUUUGGUGAUCAAGACGAAGAGUGUUGAAUACAUGCCGUUUUAUCUCUCACUUGCUACGUUUCUGAUGAGCCUUUCCUUCUUUGUAUAUGGGCUGUUCGAGUGUGAUAUAUUCAUUUCUGUCCCAAAUGGGAUUGGACUAGUUCUCGGGGUCCUACAAUUGGGGUUGUACUUCUACUACAGCGAGAACUCCGAGGAAGAAUCAUCAAGAAGAAGACACCUGAUAGAGGCUUGUGCAUGAAAAAAAAUCACUCCGUUGGCAUUUGGCAAUCAAGAGCCUGGUUUUGUUCCUCGGAAUGCCAUGUUCACCCCCAGAGGAUUUCUCAUAUUCUUUGCAGAACCCGUCGAAGGGUCUGCCUUAGUGAUGAAAAUAAAGCUCGGGUCGAUUAUAUAUAUACCUCUUUGGUAUAUAAUUGUGAACCAUGGGUAUUAAGAGGCUAAGAGCUGAAUGCUUAGGUCAAUUUUUGUUGUUGGCUGCAGUGUAUUGGACAAGAGAUUGGUUUUGUGUUUGUAUAUUAAUUGUAUCCAUUGUGUUAUUAUGUUGUCAAAUGAUGAUUGAUAAUCCUCUUGGGGCUUUUUUUCUCUCUUUAAGAAGAGGAUGAAGAGUAUUUGAAAAAAUGACUUUGCCACUU
Cuscuta campestris is the source of this 1292-nucleotide messenger RNA. NCBI's taxonomy places the organism in Eukaryota, Viridiplantae, Streptophyta, Magnoliopsida, Solanales, Convolvulaceae. The record is from the annotation of a GenBank genome assembly.